Culicoides brevitarsis is the source of this 426-nucleotide messenger RNA. Its product is annotated as cyclin-dependent kinase inhibitor 1C-like. The transcript has a single exon. Lineage: Eukaryota; Metazoa; Arthropoda; Insecta; Diptera; Ceratopogonidae. Bases 1 to 426 code for a protein of 141 amino acids. The record is from RefSeq and is a predicted model, not a curated record.
AUGAAAUUCUUAAUUGUUUUAUUCGCUGCUGUCGCCGUUGCAUCUGCCGGAGGAGCUGGAUGGGAACAACAACAACAACAAGCCCAAGGUCAAGUUUACCAAGUUAAAGUACAAAGCGGAGGACAUUCUGCUCCCGCAGCUGCUCCUGCUCCUCCUCCACAAGUUAUUCGUGUCAUUACUGAACAAGCUCCUGCUCCCGCUCCAGCUCCUGCUCCUGCCCAAGAAGCUCAAGUUUUCAAGGUUAAAGUUCAAGGACAAGCUCAACAACAUCAAGCUGCUGCUCCAGCUCCCGCUCCUCAAGUUAUCCGCGUCAUUACUGAACAAGCUCCUGCUCCUGCUCCAGCUCCAGCUUCUCACGGAAGCUCAGGACAAGUUUACAAAAUCAAGGUCCAACAAGCUGCUCCAGCUGCUCAACAAGGAUGGUAA